This is a messenger RNA of Linum tenue, 1254 nucleotides long. Lineage: Eukaryota; Viridiplantae; Streptophyta; Magnoliopsida; Malpighiales; Linaceae. The record is from the annotation of a GenBank genome assembly.
AUGACGAUAAGCAACUUGGGAGACGACCUUCUCGUGGAGAUUCUGAUUCUCAGCUUCCCGAACCCUAGGUCCGCCUGCCGGAGCAAAUCUGUCUGCAAGAGGUGGAAAACCGUGAUCUCCAGCCCCCGUUUCAACCGCCGUUUCGUUUCGCACCAUCAGAGCAUCAACGAACCAAAACCCCCUAUCCUUCUCGCCUCCAACGACCCGGAAUCGGUCAUCCGGGGCUUCCUCCCGACGCCCGCUCCUGGUGCCAACAGAUUCGGCCGCCCACAGCAUUUCAUGGUUUUCGAUUCCUUGGACGACUUGCUUUUAUGCGGGUUUGCGGAAGCAGGUGAGAUCCUUUCCCAUGACGAAAUCUUCAGAUCGUACUUGCUGUGCAAUCCAUUCACGAAGCAGUGGGUAGCCCUUCCUCUGGCGCCUGAAAGACCGGCUGGGUACAAGAGCUUGGUUCCGAGCUUAGUUUGUGAUUCUAACAUCAAUCUUGAUCUUGGUGAUGGCCAAGCAUUUGCUCAUAGCUCCGACUAUCGGUUCCGGGUGGUGUGUAUGUAUCAGCACAGCAACUCUACCAAGUUAGACGUGUUCUGUUCCGAGAUCGGGGAAUGGAUGAAGGAGGCUCUUAAGAAUGCCAACAAGUGGAUGGAGUUGAACAAUCCGGACAUCAGAGGGAAGGCAAGAGAUCAGCAAUAGGUUGGUGUUGUUGAUGCACUCCAGGUCGUACCUGACACAGAUGAUGAAACUGUCCUUUGAACAAUUUGGCUGAAAGGCGGGGUUUGGGUGGGUUGGUGGUGAACUUGUGCAACAGAGUGAGGUGAGCAAGAUAAUGGCAAUGGAGAGGAGAACCAAGCAAGACUCGAGGAGCAGUGGAGGCUGCAGUAUCAACAGCUGAGAAGAUAAGGAAUAGGUGUGCAUAUGGUUGGGUGCAGCUUAACAACCUCCUUUUCACUGGCUGAAGCUUGUUUCUACUUUCUGCACCACUCCUUCAUAGCUGCCCUGUUCUUGCUUUCUGUGUUUGGAAAAAUCAAUAUAUCAAUUCCUUUUCUUGGUCUCUUGUUGUAAUUAUCGUCCGUAAAUCAUGUACUGUUGAUUGUUACUACUGGUGGUUUCAAUGCUUGGCCUUGCUCAAGAUCAAAGUGGCCGAAGUCUGUAGCCUAGUAGAAAUUCCAGUCUUUCUCCUGUGGUUUCUCUCGUAACUUUGGUUGUCCAAUCCGCGGCUGGAGAAAAUUACGGCAAUGUCGUUGUCAGAAAUGUCUAGAU